CUAACGAAUAAUGACAGUAGAGUUAUACUGUCACACAUAAUUUUGGACAGCUAAAAGCAAAUAGUAGAGCCAAAGUAAUAGCUUUAGGGAACGGAAGAGCGCAAUGUAUGCAGCCGUGAAACCCCUCUCCAAGUAUCUGCGCCUUAAGACGGUGCGCAUAUAUGAUCCUAUCUUCACACUGCACUCGAAGUGCACCAUCGUGAUCCUGCUGACGUGCACCUUCCUGCUGUCGGCGAAGCAGUACUUCGGUGAGCCCAUCCUGUGCAUCAGCUCCGAGAAGCACACGGAGUACGUGCAAUCCUACUGCUGGACCAUGGGCACCUACAUCCUGCCCGCCGAGCGCGACAGGGAGAGCUCCAGCAGCUGGGACUUUGGCUUCUACUCGUCCUCCACCGCCGAGGCCUUCAAUCUGAGCAGCCUGCGCGCCCUGGUGGCCCACAAUGAGCAGUAUGCCCGGGUCAUCUCGAUCGCCGAGGGCGUAGGCCCCGAAACGCGGGGCGUUACCAAGAGGCUAUAUCUACGCUACUACCAGUGGGUCUUUAUGAUCCUGCUCUUCCAGUCGCUGCUCUUCUACUUCCCCUCGUUUCUGUGGAAGGUGUGGGAGGGGCAGCGCAUGGAGCAGCUCUGCAGCGAGGUCGGCGACGCCCUCAUCCUGGAGUCCACCUACCGCACCCGGCUACAGAUGCUCACCAAGUACUUCCGCGCCCAGUUCUCGCCCAUCCACUGCUGCUACUCGCUCAAGUACGCCUUCUGCGAGCUUCUCAAUCUCGUCAUUAGCCUUCUGAACUUCUGGCUGAUGGACGUUGUGUUCAAUGGGUUCUGGCACAAGUAUAUCCAUGCCCUGGCCGCCAUACCCGUGUACGAUUGGAAUUUGUGGAACCUGAUGACAUCGCGGGUUUUUCCCAAGGUGGCCAAAUGCGAGAUGUUUGUCUACGGGCCAAGCGGCACACCGAAUAUCCUGGACAUUCUGUGCGUCCUGCCGCUGAAUAUCCUGAACGAGAAGAUUUUCGCGGUGCUGUAUGUGUGGUUCCUGUUCAUCGCGAUGCUGGCGGCGAUUAAUAUCCUGUACCGCCUGCUGCUCUUCUUCUGCUCGGAGUUGCGGCUCCAACUGCUGCGCACCCACCUGCGCGGAAUGCCCAAGGCGCAUGUGCGCGAGGUCCUCGCCAACGCAGGAUAUGGUGACUGGUUCGUGCUCAUGUGCGUCAGCAUCAAUGUGAAUACCUCGCUCUUCCGGGAACUUAUCGAGCAGCUCUAUGCCAAACAGAGGCAGGCUCGUUCCAUGGAUAUGGAAACCGAAUCCGUGUCCCCAUCCGCAGACAUCGGGCAUCCCUCGCAGCAACUGUCGCAUCCCGCGCAGACCAAGCUUGAUAGGAGCAUCAGUCACAAUUGCAACAUUGGAAUCGAUCCACUGGCCGAUCGUCACUCCAUUAGCACAGUGAGCAGCCAUCGGCAGGAGGUGCCCGCAAGACCCACAGCCCCGACCCUCAAUUUAAUGGCGCCCAACGACGAAAUCAUCAGCAUAGAUCGCUUCUACCAUGAGAGCAAUGCCUAGGCUAUGGACUUUCUAUAAAGUUUAGUUUUCUAUGAAUUGUU
Messenger RNA from Drosophila suzukii, 1593 nucleotides. It is a transcript of the gene Inx6, whose product is annotated as Innexin 6. The record is from RefSeq and is a predicted model, not a curated record. Gene Ontology annotation, cellular component: gap junction; plasma membrane. Gene Ontology annotation, biological process: phototransduction. NCBI's taxonomy places the organism in Eukaryota, Metazoa, Arthropoda, Insecta, Diptera, Drosophilidae. Gene Ontology annotation, molecular function: gap junction channel activity.